CAUAGAAGCUACUUCUAAUAUCUAUGUUUCAUGUUAAGUUACAGAUGGGGCAGGAUGCAAUGUCGUAAAGGUGGUAUUAAUAUCUCUGCAGCGAUAUUUACAAUAGCAGAAAGUACAUGGGGCUUAAUAUGGAGCACCUGGGCGUUGCUGAUGUUGGAAACACCUAAUUUGUUUCUCGAAAGUAAAGUAAAUACAAUGACGCGGUCCUUUCAGAAACUACCACAAUCAGUGGACUUGGGCCUUGUGUUAUUCGAAAUGAUACUGAACACAAUUUGGAUGGUCUGUGGAUUUAUUUUAAUAUGCGGAUAUUUGCGGAAGAAUCUGGGCUUUGUGGUUCCUUGGAUUAUGACGACGUUGAUCGUUAUUAUCUAUGACGUCACUACAACCGUGUAUUAUACAUAUCGUCUUGUGAAAUCUCUGAAGACUACUCCACCGGAAACACCAGGAGACAAAAACGCUCUAAUAUUUCUUCUUGUGGGGUUCUCUCGGUGCGGAAUCAUUUUCUGGUGCAUUAACGCAACAUUUUUAGUCUUAGUGUUCCGGAGGACACUAACCACCAAUGACGACAAAGUUUCGGAAGACGACGUAUCGGACAGCGACCUAGAUGGCUACGAGCAGUAUCCAUCACCACGUCAAACAUCAAACGUUUCGAGACAAAAGAACAACGUACACUGUCCGGUAAGACGUUCAGUUUCGUUGUUCGAGGUCAGCAGCCAUGAUGCACGUGGUUCGAACUUGAGGGAGUUACGUCACGGUGAUCGUGGCUUUCGAAACGCUGGUUUUGAGCCAGACACCUAUAGCUUGAUCCGACUUCCACGAGUCUUCCAAACUCGAUGAGGGGCACGAAGGGAUUCGUUCAUCAAAAGUUAACAGAAAACUUACGAUGAAUAUACAGAAAUAAAAGUAUUGGUUCUAUAAAGUUUUUGUCCUAUAGCUAAAAUCUAAAACGUCAAAUUAAAAUAAAAUUACAUUACUUCGAAAGUUUUGACUGUGAACAUUAUAAUACGCACGCGCAAUCUCACGAACCGAAGUCAAAUCUUCUCAUUGUCAAUGUACGUAUUCUUUAAAACUCUGACGAAUAAUCUGGAAAUGUACGCUUCUGGGUGAUUUAUAUUUCUAAUUUAUUUGAACGGGUUUAUUAUUCUCCUUAAUUAAAUGAUUGGUAGACAAACUUUUGUAAGGCCUAGAAAAAUACGUUUAUAUCUUGAAGGUGUCGAUUGGAAGUUGAUAAAUCAGUACAUGUGUGGAUAGAAUAAGAUAUCGUAGAAAGUUUAAAAAAUUCAGUACAAGGUUAUUCAAGAGUCAUGCCCCCUUUAGGAGUAGGUACACGGAAGUGGUUAAACUGUUAUAGAUGUCAUUCUUGUUGCCAACCGCCGGACAAAACGUGGAACAUUUGUGACGCUAAGUUCAGACGGUGUGGUAAACGUGCUAACAUUUGUGACGCUAAAUUCAGACGGUGUGGUAAACGCGUGGAACAUUUGUGAUACUAAGUUCAGACGGUGUGGUAAACGCGUGGAACAUUUGUGAUGCUAAGUUCAGACGGUGUGGUAAACGCGUGGAACAUUUGUGAUACUAAGAUCAGACGGUGUGGUAAACGUGCUAACAUUUGUAAUGCUAAGAUCAGACGGUGUGGUAAACGCGUGGAACAUUUGUGAUACUAAGUUCAGACGGUGUGGUAAACGCGUGGAACAUUUGUGAUGCUAAGAUCAGACGGUGUGGUAAACGCGUGGAACAUUUGUGAUGCUAAGAUCAGACGGUGUGGUAAACGUGCUAACAUUUGUGAAGCUAAGUUCAGACGGUGUGCUAAACGUGCUAACAUUUGUGAUGCUAAGAUCAGACGGCGUGGUAAACGCGUGGAACAUUUGUGAUGCUAAGAUCAGACGGUGUGGUAAACGUGCUAACAUUUGUAAUGCUAAGAUCAGACGGUGUGGUAAACGCGUGGAACAUUUGUGAUGCUAAGUUCAGACGGUGUAGUAAACGCGUGGAACAUUUGUGAUGCUACAGUUUAGCAAUUUUCGACUGCUCCCACAUGGGGUGUAACUUUUGAUUAAUCUUGUAGUAGAUGAACUUACAAAGAUCCCUAGUGUCCAGCGUCAACAACUUUGACUAUAGUAAUUGUUCUGUACUAUUCCUGAUCAUACUUAACUUACAUUUCUAAAAACUCUGUAUCUUAUAGAGAUAAUUAUUCAUUUUUAAGUACUGAAUUCAAUGGUUUCUAAUAAUGUAAGAAUAAUUUAUAUAACCCAAAUAAAAACAUUCUGUUAUGUUAAUAUAAUUCAUUUAAAAGAUCGGUAUAAGUAUCUUAUAACUUGUUCUUAUUAACAUUUGGAAUAUUUAUCCGUCUGAGAAAUUAUUCUUUUUUUGAAUUAAACAGGAAAUCGUGACUUAUAAACAAUUAGUAAAUUUUAAUUAGAUAAAUGGUCAUAGAAAUAUUCAAUUCAGAUAAUAAGAAUUCUUUCUGGAUAUGUUGAAAAAGGUCACUCUCUGAUUGCUUUAAUGCAAGUUGUUUUU
Molecule: messenger RNA, 2511 nt
Organism: Limulus polyphemus (Atlantic horseshoe crab)
Lineage: Eukaryota; Metazoa; Arthropoda; Merostomata; Xiphosura; Limulidae
Exons: 8
Coding region: 31-837 (268 amino acids)
Source: RefSeq, a predicted model, not a curated record